AUGGCAAAGACUACGAAAAUUGCGCUGGUUUUUGGCGCCAGUGGCAUUUCUGGAUGGGCUCUAGCUAAAAACUUGCUCUCCUAUCCUACACCUACAAUCUUUGGCCGGGUGAUCGGUUUGACACAUCGCCCACGUACAAUUGUCGAGAGCGGCUUACCACAAGACCCGCAUCUCGAACUAUACUCCGGGGUAGAUCUCCGUACCGACCUGGAUACUGUUAAGAGGCAGAUGCAGGAACGAGUUCCCAACCUGAAUCAGGUCACACAUGUGUAUUACUGUGUUCUACAGACUGGCACCAAUAACUACGGCGUGGCAGUAUUCCAGCACCAGGACAAAAUUGAAAUCAAUCCUCCCUUGAGAGAAGACAAUCCUCGCAUUCCAUCUCCCUACGGGGAUGAGAUAUUUUACUACGAACAAGUGGACUUGAUCAAGGAGGCUUCUAUGGGGAAGUCGUGGAAUUGGUGCGAAGUUUGCCCGGACCAGAUCAUUGGAUUUGUACCUAACGUGACUGGUAUGACAUUUGUUGAGCCCUUGGCACUAUAUCUCUCGCUCUACCGAUUCGUCAACGGACCGGGCGCAAACAUCGCCUUCCCCGGAACCAGAAACAACUUCACUCAUACCUUCACAGACGCGUCUCAGGACUUGAUUUCCAAAUCUGAGAUCUAUCUUUCGGUUGAAACCCCCGAGAAGGCUAAUAGAGAAGCUUUUAAUAUCGCCGACACCGACGGGACCGGCCCCAGAGAAAAAGGUUGGGAAGACCUUGAGAAGUGGUGGAAUGAUCACCAACCUGACUACCGACGGAUGUACAAGACAUACAGACUGGAACGCCGUGAUAUUCCACCCUCAUCGUGGAUUUUCAUGAAGUCUGGGUUCGUCAUGCUUGAUCGAGAUCGUGAAAUGUGCUUGGAUAAGAUUAGAGACAUCGGUUUCAGAGAAGAGUAUCCAGUCGGAAUGGGUUACAUCAUUGCUCUUGAGCGCAUUGCCGAAGCUAAGCUGAUCCCAUCCCGACAUGCUCUAUCAACAUCUUUGUUUUCUGAGCCUUCGUUAACUAAGACCAUGAAAAUACUGGCUUCGACUUAA
Messenger RNA from Penicillium cosmopolitanum, 1080 nucleotides. RefSeq lists its product as uncharacterized. The transcript is spliced from 5 exons. The record is from RefSeq and is a predicted model, not a curated record. Bases 1 to 1080 code for a protein of 359 amino acids. Lineage: Eukaryota; Fungi; Ascomycota; Eurotiomycetes; Eurotiales; Aspergillaceae.